GGUGACGAGAACUUUGUGACCUGAAGGCUGUAUGUAGCCUGUAGUGCAAUCGGCGAUUUACUUUGGACCUGCUGAAGUGAACAUGGAGCAGUCGACAGUUUUGUAAUCUGUGGUUAAGUGCGUGGAGAUUCCAGAAAAUCACUGCACAAUGAUAACUGAAACUGUGGCCAUCAUCACAACACUGGUUGUUGUUCUGGGCAUCUGCAAACUUUUCCUGCCGUCGGCAAAGAUUAAUCCCCAAGACAAAGCUGUCCUGAUCACUGGCUGUGACACUGGCUUCGGACAUGAGCUGGCCAAGUGCUUGCACAGUCUAGGCUUUGUGGUGUUCGCCGGCUGUCUGGACGUGCAGGGAGAGGGCGCCCUUCGGCUGAAGGAUGUUCCAUCUGAGUCAGGGGGCAGAGCCUCCAAGAAACUGCACGUGAUUCAGAUGGAUGUGACGAAGGAGGACCAAGUAUCUGAUGCGGUACAGACAGUGUUGUCACUUCUUCCAAAGUCAACAGGCCUGUGGGCAAUUGUUAACAACGCUGGCAUCUCCACAUUUGGGGAUGUUGAGUUUUGUGGACUGGAUGUGUAUCAGCGUGUUGCUAAUGUCAAUCUGUGGGGGGCAAUACGUGUCUGUAAGGCAUUUCUACCACUGCUGCGGAAGACAAAAGGGCGUGUUGUGAAUGUGACGAGUGUGCUAGGUCGCCAAGCAUCAAUGGGGCGGUCAUGUUACGUAGCAACAAAGCAUGCCCUCGAAGGAUUUACACAAUGUCUACGCUAUGAAAUGCGUAACUGGGAUGUCAAAACUGUCAUUGUUGAACCAGGCAACUUUAUCGGCGCAACCGGCAUCUUCACCCAGGAUAAAAUUGACCACAUUGCCGAGGAAAUGUGGAGGAGUAUGUCGGAAGAAGUGAAAGAGUCGUACGGAGAGGACUUUUUCCAGUCUCGCGUUCAGAGGAUGCGAUUCUUCACUCGCACUGGAAACACUAAUACGCAGCCGGUGCUCGACGCAAUGAUAGAUGCUGUUACUGAUGAGAUCCCUCGAGUUAGAUACGAGCCAAAAACACUGUAUUGGCACAUAAGGACUUUUGUAAUGACUCUUCUACCUCAUCGAGUUGGAGAUUAUUUUUAUCAUGCAAACUAAAAAAAUAAAUAAAUAAAAAUAUCAGCGAGGUAUGCAUCUUAGUUAUAUUAAUUAUUUAUUCAUGUUUAGGAUUUUGUCAGUGUUAUGGAUUUAUUUUACCAUCUUUUCCGCCACCUCGAGGGACUUGUAAGUAUAUAGGUAACCAGUUGUCGGAGUUUUAUGGCAAUGGUGCCCCCAACUUAAUGUUAUGACAAUAACUUUUAGGCCAAUGCGACCAACCAGCAUGAAAACCAAGGACCAGACCAAUAGGCCUGCCCAGUAUGGUGUGCAUGGGACAGCCUGUCCGUGUCACAAGAGUAUAACGGUAGUUAUUUUAAAUUAGCCACAUCUCAGUCAUUUCGGAAACAAAUGAAAUUUAUAUAUUUGUUUAUUGAUGUAAAGUUAUUUAUACACAGUAACCCAUUCAACUGCAGUUGCUUUUCAAGGGCCCGUGUUAUUAAAAAGAACCCAUGGUUGUGUUAAAAAAAUGAUGUGAAAGUAAAACAGUAACUAAAACAUUCACCACAACAACCAAGUAAAAAUAGUAAUCAGCCACCCAAGGUAAAAUAACAAUUUCAUUGCAAAAAUAAGCAAAAUGCAAUAGAAUUAAAACCACCAAAAACCAGAUAAAAUUAAAAUUGUAUUUAAACAAUUUACGAAGAUGAACAAAUGAUGUAAAAAUAAAGCCUUUAAAAGCAAUCACAACAAAAGAAGAAAAUUUACAGAAGAAAAAGUACUGCCCCUGAUGUAACAGUGAAACUAAACAGAACCGAAGAAAAUUUGAAUGAGCCACUCACUGAUAAUAGUUGAACCCGAAAAGGAAAAUACGUGUACAGAUUAAUCAUAUAAAAGCAAUAGCAACAGUAAAAAUUUUAAAUAAAUUAAAAAGAAAGACUCAAAAUAGAUAGAUAGAUUCAAAACAUAUAAAUACAACAUAUAAGUUUUUGAAACCAAACAAACUUUCCAGAUGAAGUCCUGAUAUAAAAAGCAGGAGUGAGGAGUAAAUUUUCAAGAUGCCAGUGUCACUUAAAUAUGUAUCUUAAAACUUUGUAGACUUGAUUGAACACUGACAUGCUAGGAGUUUCAAGUCGUCGCACCUCUAUAUUGAAACUUUGUUUAAGGGACUCAGUGCUUGACUUUGGCACUGAAACACACACGAUUGCUUCUCCUCAGUGCGUAAUUUGAAUGGAAAAAUCAAACUUAUCUUUCAAGUACUGCGACAUGGAUAAUUUUAUACGUCAUAAUAGCAUCAUAUUGGUUCAUGAAUCUUCUUGCACUGAGUGGGAUCCAGUUCAAUUCUCUUAGAUUCACACUACUUGGAACAUUCCAGUCAGCAUUUCUCAUGAUACGGGCACCUCUGUUUUGGAGUUUUUGUAGUUAAGUUUGGAUUGUGGAUCCACAGUUUCCUCACAUUACGUCCGAAUUGUCAAAUAAUUGUGAUGAAACAAUAACAUUGUAUGGAAGGUUGUGAGUAACAAUGGUCUGUGAGACUAUGUUUUUGACCUUAAGAACGUGGAUCCCCAUAAGAGCCUUUUUCCACACAUGAUCAAUAUGCUCGCUCCAGAAAGAUUUUCGUCAACAAUAACUCCAAGAUACUAACAUUUUUUACUCUAUUUAAUGGUGUUACGUUAAGUUUGAUGUUAAAAUCAGUCUCAGGCAAGUUACGAAGUCUUGAUUUGCUACCCAGUAAAAUUAGUGCUGCACUGUCUUAUUAACAUUUAGACUAAGUUUAUUUUUGUUUAACCAACUUGUGACAUUGAUUAGAUCAGCAUUAGUUGCCCUAAUAAGCUCAGUGACAUCCAUGCUGGCUUAAUAUAGGACUGUAUCAUGUGCAUACAUGCUGAUCUUACAGUUGCUAACAUUGUUAGGGAAGUCAUUGAUAUAGAUAAUAAACAGAAGGGGAGGAAAGAAUUGACCCUUGUGGUACCCUGCAACGUA
Acanthaster planci (crown-of-thorns starfish) is the source of this 3043-nucleotide messenger RNA. Its product is annotated as D-beta-hydroxybutyrate dehydrogenase, mitochondrial-like. Gene Ontology annotation, cellular component: intracellular membrane-bounded organelle. Gene Ontology annotation, biological process: steroid metabolic process. NCBI's taxonomy places the organism in Eukaryota, Metazoa, Echinodermata, Asteroidea, Valvatida, Acanthasteridae. Gene Ontology annotation, molecular function: oxidoreductase activity. The record is from RefSeq and is a predicted model, not a curated record.